GACAAUUGUAGGCGGGGAUUGUAGUUCAAACAACAGUCGUUACUCACAGCGAGUUAGUCGAUUUUGUGCUCCGGCGUCAGAAAUUACUCGAGAAUUUUAAACAUGGCUGGUGGUAAAGCUGGUAAGGAUUCCGGGAAGACCAAAACCAAGGCAAUUUCUCGCUCGCAGAGAGCAGGACUGCAGUUCCCGGUGGGUCGUAUCCACAGACAUCUCAAGUCCAGAACCACCAGCCACGGCAGAGUGGGAGCCACUGCAGCGGUCUACAGUGCGGCUAUUCUUGAAUACCUGACUGCCGAGGUUCUGGAGUUGGCAGGAAACGCAUCUAAGGAUCUUAAGGUGAAACGUAUUACCCCGCGCCACUUGCAGCUGGCCAUUAGAGGAGAUGAAGAGCUGGAUUCACUUAUUAAGGCCACUAUUGCUGGUGGAGGUGUGAUCCCUCACAUCCACAAGUCCCUGAUUGGAAAGAAGGGCCAGCAGAAGACCGUAUAACCUGAAGUGCUUUGGAAGUUGUGCCAUCUCAGGACGAAGUCGGCAUCAAGUGGUUAAAUGUCAUAGUUUAGAACACCUUUAGGAGUUAUUUUUAUGGUUGAGCUUGCAUUUACUCACCUGGGGUAUUUUUUAAAAGUGGCUUCAGAGAAGCUCAUUUUUUGUGUUUUGCCUUUCUUUGUUUUUCUGGUGCUGCAGUUUGCAGUUGCAGUUUGUGUUGAAACUUGCUUAUGUGGCAUUUCCAUGUUUAAUGUGGUGUUUUAAUAAAGCUCUUACUGGGCAUUUGAGUUUUGUUCUUUCAGUUCUUGCUUGUUCAUGAGCUUUUUUUUUUCUUUUUUUUUCCUUUUUGAUGUUGUCUAGACUAUAGGUAUUAGCUGGCUGCUCCAGUGUGGAUGGUGUACAUGUGUUAGAUGUUAGUGGUUUGACUCUUCCAAGUUUGAAAGACGCCCUCCCCUCCCCUUGUCAGUACAAUUCAAAGGACAGCCAUAGCUUGCACGCGGAGAGGGUCAUGGCGGGCUUUGAGUACGUCUUAAAUUCACACCAUCAGUUUCAGUCUUGUAUAGCUGCAUGAAUUGCAAAGCAUGUUUAGCACAUCAGAUUACCACUGUACUGACAUGAAGUGGGAGAAACCCUGUAGUCAUUUUUGGAUUCCUGAAUAAAGACUGGACUGGCACAGUCAGAACAUUUUUGCA
Messenger RNA from Stegastes partitus (bicolor damselfish), 1178 nucleotides. Its product is annotated as histone H2A.Z. Bases 103 to 489 code for a protein of 128 amino acids. The record is from RefSeq and is a predicted model, not a curated record. The transcript is spliced from 5 exons. Gene Ontology annotation, cellular component: nucleosome. Lineage: Eukaryota; Metazoa; Chordata; Actinopteri; Pomacentridae. Gene Ontology annotation, molecular function: protein heterodimerization activity; DNA binding; structural constituent of chromatin.